GAAACACACACAAGGAAGAAAAAACUCAAAUCUUCUUGGAAAAAAAAAAGAAUUUGCUUCAAUACCCAAAAGAGAAAAGGAGUAAAGGAGGAAAAAAGCAUCUGCUGCACAUGGAAUAGCCUCUCCAUUGCAGGUUAUUUUGGGUUAAACAAACAUCCUAAUUGUAAAAUUUUAUUGAAAAUUCUGGUAUCUAAUGUAGUUCUUCAAUUUGUUUGUUGUUUGAUUUUAUUUAGAAAUUAUUUGUUUGGUAAAAUAGUCUUAUAUGUUGCAUUGUAACAGGUAAGGAUGACAGACUUUUUACACUGAAGAUUCACCAUGGAGGUGAAUUUGUUAAUGUACCAGAAAGGAUUUAUUUGGGAGGUUCUGUUGUUUAUAUUGACAAGUGUGAUCCACAUAUAUGGUCAUUGCAAACCUUAAACUUGAUUGGAACAACAAAAUUAGGCUACAAUAAUAUUCUUGGUUGGCACUUCAAACUACCUAUGACGGACCCUGGUGCUGGUUAUAUUCAAUGUUUGACUGAUGUUGAUUGUGAUCUAAUGGUAAAAGAAUGAAUCAAAAGAGGGAGGUGCUCCAGUACCAAGGAAGUUUAUGCCCUCGAAUUCGGAAAUUAGUAGAAGAAAAGAAAAAGGCAGCAUCUGCAUCAAUUCCUACUUGGGCUGGACAAUUUCUAUUUCAAGUAAAAACUAUGUAUGGUGAACAAUUUAGUGUUGACUUGAAUGGGAGAACCUGUUCUUGUAGGGAAUGGGACCUUACAGGAAUCCCAUGCGCACAUGCAAUAAGCUGCAUAUUCAGUAUACGAGAGAAUCCAGAAAAUUUCAUAAAUGAUUGUUACAAGAAGGCUACUCAAAUGAGGAUUUAUGAGCCAGUCAUUGCUCCUAUGGACGGACCUGAUAUGUGGGAAACUACUGAUCUACUUCCUGUUCAACCUCCUACUUAUGAGCCAAAGAAAGGUAAGUUGAACAAAAAUAGAAGAAAAGAACCUGAUGAAAUUGAAGCCUCCAAGAGAAAAGCUGUUGAGAUGAAAAAACAGAGAAGAGAGAAAAAGAGAAAACAGUCUGCAUCAAAUGACUUGAAUGCAGCAGCCACAAAUGUUACCAAAUUAAGUAAGAAAGGGAGGUUAGGGAGAUGCAGCAAGUGCUUGCAAACUGGUCACAAUAAAACAACUUGCAAGAAGAAUAGCGAUUCUCUGAAUUCAAUAGCUCCACCACAAGCUAUUCCAACAACUCGAGUUUGGUCACAAAAUGCUACAAGUCAAUCCCACCCAAGUAAGCAAAUCCAUUUUGAGUCCACCAAUUGGAUUGGGCAUAUAAAUGAACCUUCUAAACUCAAUCCAAAAAGGCCAGCGGAGGACGGUUCAUCUCAGAUGCCUGCACAAGCUCAAGUUGGCAGUAUUGUGAUAAAUGCUGAGAAGUACAAGUGGAAUGGAAAAAAUUGUAUUAGCUUGCAAAGCCUUCAAAAUACAAGUGUUUCAAUGAAGUCCAACAAUAAGAGCUUUGACAAGGAAGAGAAUAGAAGCAAUUAACAAAUGAAGAACUGCAACAACAAUAAAUUUUAUUUUCAAAGCUCUUUUUUUAUUUUUUUAUUUUAAGUGAUAUUUCUCUAUCAAUAGUUGCUAAACAUUUGGAGUUCUUAUUGUUACAAGUUUGUCGUUUUUCCUUUAUAAUUUAAUUACUACUAAUUUAUGAAAUACUUUAUAUGAUAUUCUAUUGCUCGAACUCAAUGAAUAUAGACAUGUAUAACUUCUCUAAAUUCUUUUUGGCUUCAACAAAUCCUAAAGAGUAAGUUGGUAAAAGAGCUGCUUUUCUAGAUACAAGCAUAAUUCUAGCUUUACCAAAUAAAUUGUAUGACCUAGUAUAAGCAUUUUAAUUAUUAUAAUAAUGUUGUUUACCAGUUUCAGUUGGCCUAUGAGCACAUUUGUCUCUUAGAUACCACUCAAUGCUAUGCACCAGAAUUAGUCCCAAAGAAGCAUAAAGCUGCCACAUUUCUUAAGAAGACACAGCAAUUCUAUAAUCAGAGCCAGUUUUAGCUUGUUUACUGACCAUC
Messenger RNA from Lycium barbarum (goji berry), 2043 nucleotides. RefSeq lists its product as uncharacterized. Lineage: Eukaryota; Viridiplantae; Streptophyta; Magnoliopsida; Solanales; Solanaceae. The transcript is spliced from 3 exons. Gene Ontology annotation, molecular function: zinc ion binding. The record is from RefSeq and is a predicted model, not a curated record. Bases 548 to 1522 code for a protein of 324 amino acids.